AUGGGGUACCUUGUUAAAAAGUUGCAAGUUCACGGCCUCAGUGAUGAGAAAGAUGCUGAACAUUCAUUCCUCAUGUUGCUAGAUUUACUUAGUUCAUCAGAACCCAGAUUUGAUAACCUUAAAAUUGUAACUGCUGUGUAUCUUUCUUUAGAUGAACUGGUUCGACAUUCAGCCACAGAGGCCUCUCAAGCCACCUUAGCCAGUGUAGCCCCUGUGUUUGCAGUGAUUAAAUUUGACAAGGAAGGAAACAUUACCUCUUUUGAAAAAAAGAAAACAGAAUUGUACCAGGAACUGGGACUUCAAGCUCGAGAUCUACGAUUUCAGCAUCUAAUGAGCAUUGCAACUAGAAACAACAGGAUUAUCAUUAGAAUGGAGUUUUUGAAGGCUGUGGUAACACCGGAAUUUCUUCUGAUACUAGAUUAUCGCAAUGUAAAUAUGGAGCACUGGCUGUUCCAAGAAUUAGCAUCUCAGCUGGCUGGAGAAGGUCAGCUCGUUACCUAUUCCUUGCCCUUUGAAUUUAGAGCCAUAGAAGCAAUACUGCAAUACUGGAUCAGCAAUCUGCAAGGGAGACUUAACAUUUUGCAACCUCAGAUCAUUGACACGCUGGAAGAUCUAGUUGACCCCAAGCUAUUGUCUGUGGAUAGAAGUAAACUACACAUUUUGCUACAAAAUGGCAAGAGUUUGUCAGAAUUAGAAACAGAUUUUAAAGUUUUCAAAGAAACAAUCCUGGAAAUCUUGGAUGAAGAGGAAUUAAUAGAAGAGCUCUGUUUAACUAAAUGGACGGAUCCACAAGUAUUUGAGAAGAGCAUGUCUGGAAUUGACCAUGCAGAGGAAAUGGAGCUGCUGCUGGAGAAUUAUUACCGACAAACUGAAGAUCUUGCUAAUGAAGCCCGUGAGCUCAGAGUAUUGAUUGAUGAUUCCGAAAGUAUCAUCUUCAUCAACCUGGACAGCCACCGUAAUGUGAUGAUGAGACUAAACUUACAGCUGACUAUGGGUACUUUUUCUCUCUCUCUCUUUGGACUGAUUGGAGUAGCCUUUGGUAUGAACUUGGAAUCCUCCUUUGAAGAGGACCACAGAGCAUUUUGGCUGGUGACAGGAAUUAUGUUUUUGGGAAGUGGACUUAUCUGGCGACGUUUGCUUUCAUUCCUUGGACGGCAUCUAGAACCUUCACUACCUCCCCAUGUACCCACAUUACUGAAAAAAACUCAUCCAACAGCUGGAAGAAUUGAAAUAAAAAAUGACUUUAAAACAGAAGCUUUUGGUUCAAGCAGAAGUACGCUGACAAAUCGAUAGAAGAGGAGAUUGCAUCUGGCCUUUUUUGUUACUUGGUGAACUGCACACUUGUUUUCCUAUAGUAAAUAUUAAGAAUUUUUAAAUUCCUAGAAUGUCAAUGUAUAUUUUAUGCACAAGUAUUUGUUUAGAGUUGAUAUUUUAAUGGCACAAAAGGCAGUAUAUACGGAGAGAAGAUUUAUGUCGGUUCCUUAUUUUCAUGUGUUACACUAGAAGACUUCACUGGACGACUACACAGCUUGCAAUUUCAGGCUCUUACCGAUUGGAUUUUCCAUCCAAGGACUGCUCAGGCCCAGCCUUCAUUAGUUAUUGACAAGAUUUCAGCCUAGGGCAGUCGUGCCAAAGAUGGUGUGUGUGUUUUAAAU
This is a messenger RNA of Pelodiscus sinensis (Chinese soft-shelled turtle), 1655 nucleotides long. The record is from RefSeq and is a predicted model, not a curated record. Lineage: Eukaryota; Metazoa; Chordata; Testudines; Trionychidae.